Messenger RNA from Coregonus clupeaformis (lake whitefish), 984 nucleotides. Its product is annotated as lysophosphatidic acid receptor 6-like. The coding region runs from base 1 to 984 and encodes 327 amino acids. Lineage: Eukaryota; Metazoa; Chordata; Actinopteri; Salmoniformes; Salmonidae. The transcript has a single exon. The record is from RefSeq and is a predicted model, not a curated record. Gene Ontology annotation, cellular component: membrane. Gene Ontology annotation, molecular function: oxysterol binding; G protein-coupled receptor activity. Gene Ontology annotation, biological process: G protein-coupled receptor signaling pathway.
AUGAAUACAUCUGUUGGAGAUUUACCUGGCAACUGCAGUACCACAGGAGACUACCAGUUCUACCUCUUCCCAGCCGUCUACAGUCUGGUGAUGGCAGUGGGCCUGCCAGGCAACGUGGGAGCCCUCUACGUGUUCAUCUUCAAGAUCACUCCCCGCACCUCCUCUAACGUGUACGUGAUCAACCUGGCCCUAGCCGACACUGCCAUCCUCUGCACCCUGCCCUUCAAGAUCCACUACCACCUCAACAGAAACGACUGGGUAUUCGGAGACAUGGCUUGCCGCAUUACAGGAACACUGUUCUUCGCCAACAUCUACAUCAGCAUCACCUUCAUGACCUGUAUCUGUGUGGAUCGAUACGUGGCCGUCACCCAUCCUCACAUCUAUCUGAGGCUCCGGAACUCGUGUUAUACUGUAGUGGUGAGUGUGGCCGUGUGGGUGGUGGCGGGGUUGGCUGUUCUGUCCUUCAUCCUAUUGGGACCUCUGGACAGCAAACCUGAAGGAGGUCCCCGCCAGCGCCGUAGGUGCUUUGAGAACUUCUCCCAGCACGAGUGGGACAGGCGUGUGGCGCCGUACAGCUUAUUCAGUCUCAUCUUCGGCUCACUACUGCCCUCUGUGGUCAUCCUGGUGUGUUACCCUCUGGUGGCACGGCGCAUCGCUCUCAUCCGGACCAACAUGGCCCGUGGAGCCCUGAGGGUCAUCUACACCAUCCUGGCUAUCACCCUGCUCUGCUUCCUGCCAUACCAUGUGGUUCACUUCCUGCACCUGCUCCGCCGUCGAGGGGCCAUCCAUCACUGUCCCUAUGCCAAUGCCAUCUACAAUGCCCGGCGUGUGACCCUGGCUCUGGUCAGCCUCAACAGCUGUCUGGACCCCCUGCUCUACUACUUCACCACUAGUCACUGUAAGUGGAGUCCCUCCAUGGCCAGGUUCAGAUGGAUGUGGGCCGGGAUUAAUAGGGAGGUCUACACCAUCGCUGUGGGACAGUGA